Perognathus longimembris pacificus (Pacific pocket mouse) is the source of this 3033-nucleotide messenger RNA. RefSeq names its product family with sequence similarity 149 member A (gene Fam149a). NCBI's taxonomy places the organism in Eukaryota, Metazoa, Chordata, Mammalia, Rodentia, Heteromyidae. The transcript is spliced from 14 exons. The record is from RefSeq and is a predicted model, not a curated record. The coding region runs from base 377 to 2749 and encodes 790 amino acids.
ACUUGGGCUGCAAUCAGCGCGCUUAGACGCCUCGGUGCGGGGAUUGGCACCGCGCGUCCCCUUCAUCUGCUCCGGGAACCUCGGCGGCCCCGACGUCUCUGGGCAAGGGGACAGAGUUGGGGUCGCUCGGUGUCACCACCCGCAGCCUCAGAGCUCGCUGGGCCCACCAGGCCGUCGGGGAAGAGCCUGUCUUAUUCCUGCCAUUUGGAAGUUCCUGGGGGUGCAUCUAGAACCCGAGGCUUCCUGGGCCCUGCGGUGCACAGGGACCCCAAGAUCGUCGCGCACCCGGGGUCACCCCAUCCAGAUCCACGCGGGCGGCGGUGGAUGGAGCUUGGGAUUCGGGCAGAAGCGGGCACCGCGUUGCCAAGGCCACGGCAUGAAGGUUGCUGUGUUGGACCUGGGGUCUCUCUUUGCCAAAAUCUUCAAGCCCUCGACGGCGGCGUCCCCCGCUGUCCCCUCGCAGGUCGCCUCCUCCAGCCUCCCCGGAGGUGCCGCCGGGGGCACCCUGUUCUCCUCGGCUCCGACCACGACCCUCUUCCCCUCGCUGGCUCCCGAGCCCUCGCGGGGUCCACCCACCCCAGUGCACGCUCCCCUCACCAACUCCCACCCCAGGGGCUCGGCAGAAGCCCUGAGGUCCCCCUUCUCCCUGCCCGGUAGCCCGAGAACAGCCAAAGUCCAGCCGGUGCCCCCUGCGCCCGGCCCCGCGCCCUCCAGUGGGGGCUGCGGCGCCCCCCGCUCCCCCACCCACUUCGGGGCGCUGGCGCGCUCGCCCCCCGGCCCUGGUGGCGUCUGGGCGGCGGUGCCCUCUGUCGCCGGCCCCGUGGGCAGCGGCGGCAGUGUGGCUGCGAGUCCACGGAACCCUUCCCAGCCCGGCCCAGGAGACCGAGAGCCGGGCGCCUGGAUGGGCCCCGGGCCUGGCCCCAAGACUUUGUUCUUCACCUUGCCCGACAUCGGGGAGGAGUGGGCUUCUGACAGCGACUCGGGGGACAGCGGAGAAGGAAGAGGGCUGUCAGAAGGCCCUAGGAAGCCCAGUGUGCCUGUGGAAAGCAAGGACAGUCUGCCUGCAAACUUUACAAGGAAUGUGCAGAAAGCCAUUGACAAAUACACCAGUGAAUCCUCCUCGUUCUCCUCCAACGGGAGCCACACACCCACAGAAGCCCACAACUCAUGGCUGGGGUCUUCCACGCAGAGUUCCAGCACUGGCCUGUCCACAGAGAGGAGCUCAGUUUAUUCCUGGAGAGAUGAUGAAUUUGACAAGGUCAAUGCACAGAAGGUGCAGCAGCUGUUCUGGGAGGUGGAGGAAAUGUUGUUUGAAGGGAAAGUGAGCCCCCAAACCCAGAAUCUGCUGGCCGAAUGCAGCCAGUGGGCAGAAAGAUCUCUCCAUCUGAGGGUGUUAGGAAGACAGCUCAUACCCCCAACUGAUGAAGGCUUCCGGCACUUCCAGGUGAGGGAGGCUGCUUCCACCCACCACAGGCCUGAACCUGCUGCCUCUGAGCAGAGUGGCAACGUCAGAGAGUUGUGCAUCUCUGGCUGUCAGAUAGUUCCAGCUGCCCUCCCACCCUCUGCUCUGCCAGGCCCUGAGGGCACAGGACUUGCUGACCUCCAGGCAUGGCCAUCCCUGGGAGAAGAAGUUUACAAUGAAGAUGGGAAGAUUGAAGAGUAUUUUGCCUUUGAUGGAAAAGAAGAUGGUGAUGAACUUCUGGAACAAACAUCAGCUCAUCAUGGUAGGAAGUGGAAUAAACACGGGCUUCCUCCUAUUUCUCCUCAUGACUGUAUCAAAGAUGCGGUGGCAGCAGAAAUAUUUGAUCAUGUCUGGAAAAAUGUGGUAGAAAUACUCCAAGAGCUGAUUAGAAAAACCUGGGAAGCUACAGUCACAGGGGGAAAAAAGCAGAAUGAAAAACUGAAAGUAGCCGAAAACAGAUCUUCAAAUGUGUUCAUCUCCCGUAUUAGCACUGAGGUGGCCAGCGUCCCCCCAUCCAGAAGUUCUGAAACUCGUGGCAUGUCGCUAGCCUCUCAUCUCCACCCUCCUCAGAUCCAUCGCUUCUCCAACAAUUUCUACAAUGAUCUGAAUGGGGUGAUGACAAUUCAAGCCAAACCACUCCAGCAAAGACCUACCUAUUUCACAGAUAGAACACAGAAUGAACAAGAAGACAGAUUAUCUGGUGUGGGGGCCAGUGCUCUUUCCUCUAACCGGCCCCGCCUGGGACGAAUCUCAGAUUCUCGUGGUUUACAGACUUCUUUCAAGAAAACAGCAGUGCACAGGAGACUCCCUUCUCUGCCUUCAGAACCACAGAGACUAAAAACCCCCAAUGUAUACAGUGAUGAGAUUCUCAGAGGAACCAAACUGCAGACUUGCGUAGAUCACCUGUCUUCCCCAACAGUUCAAGCCUCCCGGAACAGAUUACCCCCAAUAGUCUCAGAAGCUGGGGAACAGAACACAGCAGUUUCUGGAUCUCGCUUUGUUUCUUACAGAGGAAGGCACCCACAGAACCGUGUACUGAGUGCAGUGCCUGACAGCACAGAGCGUUCGCCUCUUCGAGAAAGAACCAUCACCCUGGAACAGCUUUCAAGGCCCAACACAACUCAUACAUUCCGGUCAGAUACAUCUCGGAAAGGUUCGUUGAAUUCCAUGGAAUUUGCUGGUCAUACAUGGACGGGGCAAAGUCUUUUAACAGGUUCACAAUAUAUGCCUAAAUCUUUUCAGAGGACAACUCCAACUUCGAGAAAGAGAAUGCACGUGGCAUCUUGAUACAGUGUGUCCCAGACCUAUGGACUCAUUGGGGCCUUCAAACUCUCAACCCACCAUUUUCACUUGAAAAGUGGAAGAACAAGUAUUAUUAUUAUUAUUAUAUACACAUAUAUUAUAUAUACAUAUAUACCUAUGUAUAUAUAUAUGCAUAUAUAGUAUAUAAAUAAAAUCUACUUGUCUUACAUUCUGACAUGUGAGACUUCCUGAGAGAAAUGUAAACCAAUAAGUUAACAUAAUGUUUUCAUUGUACAGAGAAUAAAAGUUGAAAUGACUAAUCUUUGCUG